CCCAGGCCAGUGCCGAGCACGAGCGACUAACGAAUAUUGCAUACAGACAAGAUGAAGCUGUUCGUGGCCUGUUGUUUGCUGGCGGUUGCCAGCGCCGCUCCCCAGCUGAUUCAGAACACCAGCCCCAUCAACGUCGGACAGCCACAAGUGCGGGUCCUCUCAGAGACUUUCGAAAAUGACGACUCUGGUAACUACGAGUUCAGCUACGAACAGGACAACGGACAACGGGUGGAGGAGAUCGGCCGCUUCGAGCCGGGACCGGAGCGCGAAACGGGCGCCAUCACCAAGCAGGGCAGCUACCAGUUCAUAGGCGACGACGGCAACACCUACACCGUGUCGUACGUGGCCGACGUGAACGGCUUCCAGCCGCAGGGCUCCCACCUGCCGGUGGCGCCGCAGCAGAUUGAGGCGUACGCCCAGCUGAGGGCUGACUUCCCACAGCUGUUCUGGGCCGAGGGGCUGAGCGAAGGCGCGGACCUGUCUGACUCGCGGUCGGACAGCUUCAACCAGCGGGGCGCCCAGCGCGCCGAGCGGUUCGUGCUAUAAACCAGCUAUAGAUGCGGGCUCUGCGGGCCAGGGGGCUCUGAGACAAAACUGGAAGCAAACUCAGCCGCGAAUCAGCGGGACGGUGACGAAGCAGUCCAAUAGUCUUGGACGGAGCCUCAGCACCGCGAAGACGACUUCUCUUGCCAGUAGAAAGGAGAGCGGACUUUCGGCGCCGCCAAAUAUCCAAAGUGGCGGGAAUAUGUAUAUAAACUGUGCACACUGAUGGUCAAGGCAGUGCUAAACACCGCCUUUCAUUCACAUACCUCGUGUAUUGUAUGAUUCUGACCAACCUCUGUGCUGUCUUGUGUUAUGGAUCCCAACAUGCAAUACAUGGAUGCUCAAAUGAAUCAGGGUUAUGUCAUGGUCUAGUGGGAAACAAGGUUUAUUCAAAUCGGUACAUCAGCAGAACGCGCUGUCC
This is a messenger RNA of Amphibalanus amphitrite, 964 nucleotides long. Its product is annotated as larval cuticle protein 65Ag1-like. Gene Ontology annotation, molecular function: structural constituent of chitin-based larval cuticle. Gene Ontology annotation, cellular component: chitin-based extracellular matrix. The record is from RefSeq and is a predicted model, not a curated record. Bases 52 to 546 code for a protein of 164 amino acids. The transcript is spliced from 3 exons. Lineage: Eukaryota; Metazoa; Arthropoda; Thecostraca; Balanomorpha; Balanidae.